Messenger RNA from Aspergillus neoniger CBS 115656, 1539 nucleotides. Its product is annotated as cytochrome P450. Bases 70 to 1539 code for a protein of 489 amino acids. NCBI's taxonomy places the organism in Eukaryota, Fungi, Ascomycota, Eurotiomycetes, Eurotiales, Aspergillaceae. Gene Ontology annotation, molecular function: heme binding; oxidoreductase activity, acting on paired donors, with incorporation or reduction of molecular oxygen; iron ion binding. The transcript is spliced from 6 exons. The record is from RefSeq and is a predicted model, not a curated record.
UCUCACAUCGCCAUACCUGCGCAUACGAAGAAAGAUUCGACGAUCUUUCAUGACAAGAUUAAAUACAGAAUGGCCUUGUUCGAGGAGCUCAGCCCCUCCUCUGUGGCUACUAUAACUCUAACUUUAUUGCUUGCCUAUCUAAUAGGCUGCGCAGUGUAUCGCCUGUACCUUAGCCCCAUCGCGUCUUUCCCAGGUCCCCCGUUGGCAGCUGUGACUUGGUUCUAUGAGUUCUAUUACGAUGCAAUAUGUGGUGGCCGGUAUAUCUUCAAAGUCAAGGAUAUGCAUAAGCGCUACGGGCCCAUUGUUCGCAUCAACCCCGAAGAGCUUCAUAUCGAGCCUUCGGCCUUUUAUGAUGAGCUGUAUGCACCCGGCGGCAAGAAGAAGAGAAAUUUGAAUCCCCAGUUCAAACAUCAAUUUGGGGCGCCCGACAGUACCUUUUCUACUAUAGAACAUGAUUUACAUCGCAUGCGUCGUUCUGCUCUGAGCCCAUUCUUUUCAAAAGCAAGUGUACGUCGUUUGCAGCCUGUCAUAUGGGAAAAGGUCGACAAACUCCUUGAACGUCUGCAUGGAUUGAGAAAUACGGGUCAUCCAGUCCGCAUGGAUAUCGCCUACGCUGCGUUUACCAAUGACGUCAUUAUGCAGUACAGUUUCAGCCACUCGCGCGAGAGGUUGCAAAAACAUGACUUUGGUGAGCCAGCUCAAGAGGCCGUUCUUGCUAUGAGCAAAGUUGUACAUUGGAUGAAGCACUAUCACUGGCUCAUAUAUAUGGGACAGCUUAUUCCGCCAUGGAUUGUAUCAUGGAUUAGUCCAACAGUUGCAAACGUGCUUGAGGAUGAACGGAGUGUCGAACGGCUUGGCCAGGAAGCCAAAAUACUCGUAGCCGGCGGAACUGAGACCACAUCUUGGACACUAUCGGUCAUCACAUACUAUCUGCUGAGCCAACCGGAUACUUUAUCCCGUCUUAGUACCGAACUAAUCGCCUCCAUCCCCGAUCCUACGGCACACAUCGGUAUCGAGGUCUUGGAACACCUUCCCUACCUUACUGCCGUAAUUCAGGAAGGUCUGCGGCUAUCCUAUGGCUCUGUUGCCCGGCUAGCACGUGUAUCCCCAGAUGAAGCAGUGAUAUUUCACGACGACAAGCGUGGAAAGGACUGGGUAAUUCCUCCGGGGACACCCAUGAGCAUGAAUGCUGUUUUUGUGCAUCAUGAUCCCGCCAUCUUUCCAGAGCCAAGCAAGUUUCGUCCGGAACGGUGGAUCGAAGCCGAAAAGGAGGGUAAAAGGCUGAAUGGGUAUCUUGUGUCCUUCACAAAGGGUUCCAGGUCGUGUUUGGGUAUCAAUCUGGCCUAUGCAGAACUCUAUAUUUGCGUCUCCAGGAUGUUUAGACUGUAUCACGGUGCAGAGAAUGAGACAGGUGCGAAAGGUGGGAGGUUGGAACUGUUUGAAACGUCCAACAAGGAUGUCGAGUUUGCGACUGAUAUGUUCAUUCCUGCUACCAGGAAGGGAAGUAAAGGCGUUAAGUUGCUUGUUAAGGGUGAUUAA